AUGACGUUCCAAUGCCCGACAGGAAGUGUUGCCACGCCACGGGAGCGACUUGUUCGGGCCUUCCCCACAGAUCGGCCCAGCUACAGGAAUCAGCGAGAAACUGAACUUUGGGUACCCGGCCGGCUUGAUCAGGCACUGCAUGGCAUCUCUGGAGGCCACAACUGCUUUAGUUCAGUUUGUGGAAUAGGCGGAUUCAGUUUAGCUCUGAAACCAGCAUACCAGAUUGAUACACUAGCAAUGGGAAGAAUCAGCAGACGAUAA
Molecule: messenger RNA, 261 nt
Organism: Protopolystoma xenopodis
Lineage: Eukaryota; Metazoa; Platyhelminthes; Monogenea; Polystomatidea; Polystomatidae
Source: the annotation of a GenBank genome assembly